This is a messenger RNA of Chenopodium quinoa (quinoa), 3048 nucleotides long. Its product is annotated as probable beta-D-xylosidase 2. Lineage: Eukaryota; Viridiplantae; Streptophyta; Magnoliopsida; Caryophyllales; Amaranthaceae. Gene Ontology annotation, cellular component: plant-type cell wall. Gene Ontology annotation, biological process: xylan catabolic process; arabinan catabolic process. The record is from RefSeq and is a predicted model, not a curated record. The transcript has 7 exons. The coding region runs from base 362 to 2659 and encodes 765 amino acids. Gene Ontology annotation, molecular function: alpha-L-arabinofuranosidase activity; xylan 1,4-beta-xylosidase activity.
CACCACUCAAAUAAUUCACUUGCUCUUUUUUUCCAUAUAUUCCCCCACCUCUUGGCUGUCAAAUAAUUAAUUCCUUACUUCAAAUAUAUUAGUACCAUUUCUCCAAACAUCUAACCAACAACACUUUUAAAAGAAAAUCCAUAUCAUAUCACCCAAUAUAUUUCCUCUCACAUCACAUCAUCCUACUAAUAUCAUCAUAUCCAAUACUCUAAUUUCUAGCCACCCUUUAAAUUAAUAAAUAAAAAAUAAUAAUAAAAUAUUCAAAUAGCUUUACAAUAUAUAUAUACAAGCACAGACUUUCAUAAUCCACUCACAAACCUUAAAGCCAAACGCACAAAAUAUCAAAUCCUUCCUUCCCAAAAUGGAAGGCACUCUUAUUUUCUUCUAUCUCCUUCUUGGAAGUGUUUUUAUUUUAAACGGGGAGGCCCGGGCCCCGUUUGCUUGUAACCCCAAGCGUGCAGGGUUUCGAGCCUUCCCGUUUUGUCAAAUCAGAUUGCCCGUGUCCGAACGUGUUCGGGACCUCAUUGGGCGGUUGACAUUGCAAGAGAAGGUAAAGCUAUUGGUGGACAAUGCCGCCUCGGUCCCGAGGCUCGGAAUUCAGGACUAUGAGUGGUGGUCUGAGGCGUUACAUGGGGUGUCUAAUGUAGGACCAGGGACUAAAUUUGGAGGGAAAUUUCCUGGAGCAACUAGCUUUCCUCAAGUUAUUACAACUGCUGCCUCUUUCAAUGCUUCUUUGUGGGAAGAAAUUGGACGGGUGGUGUCAGAUGAAGCAAGAGCAAUGUACAACGGAGGGAUGGGAGGACUGACUUAUUGGAGUCCUAAUGUUAAUAUAUUGAGGGACCCACGUUGGGGCCGUGGACAGGAGACUCCCGGUGAAGACCCUGUUGUUGCCGGUAAAUACGCUGCCAGUUAUGUCAGAGGUUUACAGGGUACAGACGGUAACCGGUUGAAAGUUGCUGCAUCUUGUAAACACUAUACUGCUUAUGACCUUGAUAAUUGGAGUGGUGUUGAUCGCUUCCAUUUCAAUGCUCAGGUUACAAAACAAGACAUGGUGGAUACAUAUGAUGUGCCAUUCAGAGAAUGUGUGAUGGAAGGCAAAGUUGCGAGUGUCAUGUGCUCUUACAAUCAAGUCAAUGGCAUCCCUACUUGUGCUGACCCUAAACUCCUUCGUAACACUAUUAGAGGAGAUUGGCGCCUUAAUGGAUACAUAGUUUCAGAUUGUGACUCAGUUGGAGUUUUCUACAGUAACCAACAUUAUACAUCAACUCCUCAAGAAGCUGCUGCUGAUGCUAUCAAAGCAGGUUUGGAUUUGGACUGUGGGCCGUUCCUUGGGCUCCACACAGAAAAUGCCAUAAAGAAGGGCCUACUGACUGAAUUAGAUGUAAACAACGCCUUAACAAAUACAUUGACAGUCCAAAUGAGGUUGGGAAUGUUUGAUGGCCCACCAUCAGCCCAACCAUAUGGCCACCUUGGUCCAGCAGAUGUAUGUUCUCCAGCCCAUCAAGAGUUGGCCCUUGAAGCCGCCCGACAAGGCAUCGUUCUUCUUAAGAACCACGGCCCAACCCUUCCAUUGUCCCAUAUUCGUCACCGUACCGUCGCUGUCAUUGGGCCCAAUUCCGAUGUCACAGUGACCAUGAUUGGCAACUACGCUGGUAUUGCAUGUGGGUACACAACCCCACUUCAAGGAAUAGGGAGGUAUGCCAAGACAAUUCACCAAGAAGGCUGUGCAAAUGUGGGCUGCAAUGAUGACAAACAAUUUGGGCCUGCAAUCACUGCAGCAACGCAAGCGGAUGCAACGGUUCUCAUUAUGGGCCUUGACCAGUCCAUCGAGGCAGAGUUCAGGGACAGAGGUGGGCUACUCUUACCAGGCCAACAACAGAAGCUCGUGUCCAAGGUGGCUGCAGCCUCCAAAGGGCCCGUAGUUUUGGUCUUGAUGAGUGGUGGGCCUGUGGAUAUUUCAUUCGCGAAGAAUGACCCACGAAUAUCGGCCAUUGUAUGGGCUGGAUACCCAGGCCAAGCUGGUGGACAGGCCAUAGCAGAUGUCCUCUUUGGCACAACUAAUCCAGGUGGUAAGUUGCCAAUGACAUGGUACCCUCAAGAAUAUCUCAACAAUCUCCCUAUGACCAACAUGGCAAUGCGCUCAGGACCAGGUUACCCUGGCCGAACCUACCGGUUCUACCAAGGGCCCGUGGUGUAUCCUUUCGGAUAUGGACUAAGUUACACCCACUUCAUCCACACAAUAGCUGAUGCCCCCUUGGAGGUUGUAGUACCUUUAGAUGGCCACCGGAGGUCCAAUGCCAGCAAUGCCGGCAAGGCCAUCCGUGUGACCCAUGCAAGGUGCAACCAAUUGUCCUUGUCUGUACACGUGGAUGUAAAGAACCAAGGAUCCAAGGAUGGAGCCCAUACCCUUCUUGUAUUCUCAAGGCCACCAGCAGGGCAGUGGGCUCCACGCAAGCAACUCGUUGCAUUUGAGAAGGUCCACGUACCUGCUGGAUCCCAGCAGAGGGUCAGUGUCCACAUCCAUGUAUGCAAGUUUUUGAGUGUGGUGGAUAGAUCAGGAAUUAGGCGAAUUCCCUUGGGUGAUCACAAAAUUCACAUUGGUGAUGCUAGGCAUUCUGUCUCACUCAAACCAGAAACUUUGGGAGUCAUCAAAUCCUAGUUACAUCAUUCUUAUAUUAUAGUUGAACAUUUGGAUUCCAUGGUUAAUGGAGAGUCAUGCUCGGAAACAUUAUUGGCAACCUGCUCGAAGAGCAGGAUCACAUUAGCAAACCGUGCCAAAGGAUCUAGAGUUGCCGUAAAUUAGCAAGGUCAUCAAUUAUGACUAUAUAGGUCUAUUCUUGGCUUCAUGCAGCAAAAAGCUUGCUGUAAGAUAUUUAUUGAAGCCUCCAUUUACAUGAUUACUACUAGAUCAUAUAUUAUUGAUUUGGAAUUCAAUUCAAGAGCAGUACAAGUGUACAAUGCAGUCAUAAUAUUGUGUGUGCUUACAUCAUAAAUAUUACUAGCCUUGUAUUAGAUCGAUUAUUAGUGAUCUAUUUGGAAAGAUUCACA